Messenger RNA from Saccoglossus kowalevskii, 999 nucleotides. Its product is annotated as regulator of G protein signaling 22-like. Gene Ontology annotation, cellular component: cytoplasm; nucleus. The record is from RefSeq and is a predicted model, not a curated record. Gene Ontology annotation, molecular function: G-protein alpha-subunit binding. Gene Ontology annotation, biological process: regulation of signal transduction. NCBI's taxonomy places the organism in Eukaryota, Metazoa, Hemichordata, Enteropneusta, Harrimaniidae.
AUGGCUAAGAAUGCACGCAGAACAAACUUAUCAAGUGCCUCUGGAACUAGACCAUUAUCUUCAGCGAUGGAAGGAAGACAAAGCGUUGCAACUACCUUGAAACCGACAACGAUAGACAGUGGAAUAUACACACCAAGCGUGUAUGAGGGACCAAACUUGAGUGAAUAUGGGCUUCCUGAUUAUUCGCACCCCUCAGAGGACGGGGAUAUGUUGCACAGCCGUUUGUUUGAUGACCCUCCUCGAUUGAAAACACCACCAACCUUGAACUGGAAAGCCCCAACAGGCGACGAUGUUUGUAUGGUUGUGGAGGCGCCGACUACAUCAGGAUACACUGCGCCAGUUUUUUAUGACCCCGACCAAUCACAGGGGAAAACAAAUGAAGCGUCAGAAGUGGACGAAGAUGAGGGGAGGGGUUCAGAAAUCGACAAGGACAGUAACAUGGAUGUUGCAGAGGCAAAAGAUGAAAUGUCACCACGUUCCAUCACGGUGGAGAGCAUAGAUGAUUUAGCUACGGUUGUAGUCGCUAUGAUCUUGAAACAAGCCAUCUCUAUAGCGUGCAAAUCAGAUGAAAAGGAAGUGGAUUCGGUUAUUGAUAACAAUGUACUAAAACAGUGUGGUGGUUUCAAAAGCCACAAUUUAAAAAUAGGAAUGUUGGAUGAAGUCACAGUUAAAGAAAUUGAACGCAGUAGAGAGGAAUCUAUCAGGUUUAAGUUACCAGGUGACGAAGAUGAACGUCACACACUUAAGAAGAAAGUCAGUAUUACAAGUAAGUCCUCCUCCUCCAUUGACCAAGAAGAGGACUCCUUAUUUGGUAGUGAUGUCGAAGACGAGACCGAUCCAUACUUCUCAAAACAGAAAACCUAUAACUUAUGUAAUAGAAAAGGAAUUGACGCAUUUCGUAAAUUCCUUGAUGGAACUUCAGGGGAGAAGAAUUGGAAUUUUUGGUUAGAUGUCGACAAGGCAAGAAGUAUAGGUGAACAAGAUGUAUUAUUGCAGUAA